AGAGCUAUCUAUAUGGUCGAGGACAGUCUCUCACGCGAACGGAGAGGGUCCUGUUCAGAUUUUCACAAAUUAUAGCCCAAUUAAACACUAAUCGUUUAUACAAGAUCAAAGUUUCGGGAAAUUCGUUAAGUGUUCCAUGAGUAAUAAUCGCUUUAUGGAUAGCCCCUAAUUGAAGAAUGUGACCGCGAUAUGAAGGACUACUUUUAUUGGAGCACUUGUAAAAGUGAACAGUUUCCUAAAGUUUGCCAUGCAACUUAAAUAAUGUCAAAGGACUCGUAUUAACGAGGCAUAUUUUGCAAAUCAAAACAACUCGAUAAAUUACUUGUCUACAGAAUUUUGUCGGCGAAGCUUGUGUUUGUUUUUUUUUCUCUCUGCAAGGAGGACACUAUUUUCAACGCUUGUGAUUCGGGAGAUUUUAGGAUAAUUUUUAGAGUAAAUGUGUUAGAUGACGAGACAUGGAUCAGCUUGACAUUGGACAGGGAGAGUUGGUUCAUGCAACAGACAGGCCGACUUUGAAGUUUGAAGAAGGUUCGUACACUUUACCUGAGCUACUAGAGUCACAUCUGCUACCUGUGGUAGCUCAGUACGACAGCUCAUGCCAGCCGAUACCGUUUCACGAAUUCAACUUUGACCUGUCUCAGCCUCUGUUGCUUUAUAAGAAGCGGAACAUUCAGAAAGUGGUGGCGAGGUCUCUUCAUAUAGAGGAUGAGAAAUAUAAUGAAGUUGGAGAAUCCCUCCUGAUACCAGAAGAUUAUAAAGGUUGGUUCGCAGUUUUACAAAGAAUCACCGGAAACAUUAAAGCAGACGACACUGUACCGCACUUUACAACAGUCGAAGAAGUUGCAAACUCAAAUACAGACAGAUUUUUAAUUGGUGGAACAAAGAAAAUAAACGGCCUCCAACUGCUUGAUCGUAAUGAUCCCCAACUCAAACAUGAACAACGCCAUUUUCUUCCAGGCGACAUAUUAACGCGGGAGAAAAUCUACUAUGGAGAAACCAAAAAGAGAACAAGGUUAUUUAGGAAACCGAAAUAUAUAACUGAAAAAUUCCUGAUGUGUAGAGAUGAGUCGGAUCGUGAAAUUCUUCUACCCUUCGAGCAAACAGGAAUAUUUUAUCAGAUUUCACACAAGAGCGGGAAAGCGAAUAAACAAGUAAUGCAAAUGAGUGACAUCGUCGCACGCAAACUGACACCAAGGAUCAUAAAACUAGUGUUCGGUCGAUUUCCGGUCACUCCAUGUUCAUUUACAGGUUUAAUGAGAGCAGAAUCGUCAAAGAUAGAAACCUCCGUAAUUGCUUCUACUUUGAUUAACACGAAAAACAUACUCUUGGAAAUCCCAGUAUCUUGUGCGAUACGUUUUCGUGUUGCUAUUAUGGACAAUGAGCUACGGACGAAUUCUUGUUACAGAAAUGCAAUGAGCAUUUGUGCCGAAAGAGCAAUAACAUAUAUGAGAAACAUUAAAGUAUGUUAUAAUUUCACAACGGAAGAUGAUGAUGACGAGUUCUGGUCUAGAAAAGACUCAAUUGUAGACCCCGCGUCUCCAAGUCUAAGCAGUUUGAUUAACAACAACAACACCAUACUAACAAUGAAGACAUUCAAACAGAAUAACGAAAACAAAGAUCCCAUUUCCGGAAGUCCCGAGUCUAUUAGUGAAAUCCUGAGAACAAAUAACGAGAAAGGUAUUGAGGCAAGGCAUGAAAUUCGGCGGGGCUUUUCAGUUGAUGUUUCAGACGAUAUCACCAUCCGACCGGGAAGGUGUCAGUCCACAGCAGGUCGUGUCAGCUUUUGCCUGGGUAACAAUUAUCUGACUGUGCCAAUGUUUGACACAGGCUUCGGUAGAAAAAGGGACUCUGGCAACAACAACACUAUUUUUGAUAAAACGUACACAACAAGACGGGGAUCCAAACUCUCAUUUAAUGGUACAUUUUUUGAAGAGGUCGAAGAAGAAAAAGCAAAUGAAGACACAGCUGGAGUAAAUACUGCAGAGAGUAUUCUAAUGCCUCCGCCUAUCCCUUGUACAAACAUUCACUCGUAUGUCAAUGCGGUGUUACCCCCUCAGAUUAAUAUGGAUACUGAAGAUCCGGAUUACAUACCGGCAUCUGGUAUACGGCGACCGAGUACUCAGGCACCUGGUAUGCCGCCUCCUCCUUUACCAAGGUCAUCUAGUACAAGUGGCGUGUCGUCUGGGUCAUUAUCGUCAAUUAGUGAUGACACAGUCUCUAAACGAGAAUCAUCAGAUUCGUUCGAAUAUGCUGUGCCAAAAAUACAAGACCCCAACACUAUUUUAUCUGAUUUGUCAGGAGCUGCAAAUGUAUCAAACUGUAAUACACAAGAGAAAUCAGAAAAGCCUUUGCUUCGUCGGCCUUCGACAUUUACGUUUUCUGAGGGUUGUUUCAACCAAUCAAGGGGAACUCUAAAGUCACCAGUAUGUGGGACAAUUGACGAUAUUGAAGAUACUACAAGCGAAGAAGCAAGUCCUGUUUAUGAAAAUAUUCAAAAGUUGAUGGAACUUGUUUCUAAACUUGAAAUGGACAGACAAGCUUCUUCGGGUGAAUUUUCCCCGAUUGAUAAAUCAGAAAGUCCAACAAACAAUGUUGUUGAACACUUGGAUGAAAUCAAUGAGAAAAUGGCAAACACUUUAGGUGUGGAUUUAGCUGGAGAGUCCAAAGAAAAUAACGCUGUAGAAAAAAUUGAAGAAAUCCGUGAUGAUGACAGUGCGUGCAAUGAAAACACUAUGGACAGUGAACUUUGUAAAGUUCAUGACAAUGACGAUGUCUUGGACAGUGAAACAUUAAAUAAAACAAGAGUUAGACGCAUCGGUGUGACAGAAAUCGAUACGGAUUUUAGUAACAUGAACCAUGUGACAGAUGAAGAUAAUCAGGGGAAUGUUAAUGAAACUGUUUGUGAAAAUAGCAUAGUAGAAAACGAUGAUAGUGAUCUUAACAAUGGAGGAGAAAAUGUUCAGGAAUGUGACGAUGAAAAUACACCAAGACUAGAAUGUUGUGAUGAUAAACUAACAAUGAUAUCUGAAGAAUGUGAAGAUACAGUGUUCAUUGAUGAAGAUUGUUUUCCUACUACAAAUUCAAGCUGUAGUAAUUGUGAAUUUGAAACCGAGCAUUUGACGGAUGACACAAACGAGAAAGAAAAACAGUCAGAAAACUCGUUGGAAAAAUGUCGCUGGAAAAUUGCUAUUGAUAAGAUGAAGAACUCUCCAGAGUUUAUAGCAUCUAAGGGAAAGAUUAAAGCACUUGAGAAACCUUUUAAUUGCUUGAAUGUUGACGAAAUUGCGGAUGCGUUACUGUGUAUCGGAAUUAAAGAAGUGACGAUAAAUCUCAUUAAGGAAAUGGGGGUGGACGGAGCUAGAUUAAGCGAGGUGUUAGAUGGAGAUUUGAGUAUAAGAGAAUGCCUGCGUGGCGUAAAUCUGGUCGAUCAACAAAAGAUCUCCAUGUUUAUUAGAGGAUGGCGGCCAAAUACUGAAUAGUUCAGACUUAAAGAGUAUGAUUAAAAUACAAGUGGAACUUGCAUUCCAUGACUUUGAUUUUGUAGCUAUACGAGUAUGUAACCUAUAUUUAUUUAUGUUAACACAUACAUUAGACUGUUGAACCGUAGUGUAGAACUGUAGAAACAUAUAUGUUUUGAAACGUUUAUAUUUUCAGCGUGUUUGUAUAUACAUGUACUGUACACGCAAAAAGAUAUCUUUAUUUUAUAUUUGCAUCAGCUUAUUUUAUAUAACGAUAAUUUAGGCAUAUUCAUAUGUUACAAAUGAAAUUUAUAUUUUAGCAAUGACAAAUCAUUGCAAGAAGGUCACGAACAGGCAUCAAAUAUUGACUUGUAUAGCCAAGCUCUAAUUACCAACUGAAAGCCAAAUUAUAUGAUCUAUGAAAAACCUCCUGAACUUCAAGACGGGUGAUUUUUUUCCAAAGAAGCGUUUAUAUCGCUUGUUCUUGUAUUCCAAACUGUCAAAGCAAGUUAAACAAAUUCGAAUCACGUGGUCAUCAGGUUAUCGAUUACGUUUUAAUACCUAGCGAUAGUUAAUGCUUAAUAUAUAAGCAAGUUUGUACAUUUUUGCUGAUGCGUUAUCUACAGUAUCUCUAGGAUCAUGGUACAUGUAUCGGGUACGAAACUUGGACUCUGGUUCCCACAAGAACUAACCCUACCCGCGGAUACCCGGGUACUCGUCCAUGCUCGAUUUGAAGUACGUUUCUGCAUGUCUAACAGAGAACUUUUCAAAUGAGUUUUCGCAUAUAAGAUGCAUGUAUAAUGCUGUAAUAUUUAUAAGGUAAAAUAAACUAUUUUAGAUA
Molecule: messenger RNA, 4299 nt
Organism: Ruditapes philippinarum (Manila clam)
Lineage: Eukaryota; Metazoa; Mollusca; Bivalvia; Venerida; Veneridae
Exons: 4
Coding region: 456-3479 (1007 amino acids)
Source: RefSeq, a predicted model, not a curated record